UAAUAGCGGUGUCCGCCAUCUUGGAAUCACUGUUUGAGUCAACUCUCAGGGAGCCUGCACGAGUAGAGUCAUUUACACACAUUAUCUCUCUCUCUCGAAGAUACACUGUUUUGUGUCUUGUUUCUCGGACAAUUCAGGUACAUUUGUUUUUAUUUGCUCACGGAGCGGUGUAGCAAACUUAGGGUUGUGUAAAGAACCGUUAUGGCGACUUCUACCCCAAGCCGCGAUGCUGGCCGAUCGGCGGCCUCGACACCUCUCUCCCCGACCCGGAUCUCACGCUUACAAGAAAAACAGGAUCUGCAGCACCUGAACGACAGACUGGCCGUGUAUAUCGACCGUGUGCGGUCAUUGGAACUGGAAAACGACCGGCUGAUGGUCAAAGUGUCUGAGAAAGAGGACGUGACUACCAGAGAGGUGUCCGGCCUGAAGGCUCUGUAUGAGGCAGAGUUGGCUGAUGCGCGACGGGUUUUGGAUGAAACUGCUAGAGAUAGAGCCAGGCUCCAGAUAGACCUUGGAAAAGCUCAGUCUGAACUGGAAGAAGUGACACGCAGUGCCAAGAAGAAGGAGAGUGAUCUUGCUGCAGCGUUGUCCAGGGCCAAUGCUUUGGAAGGCCAGCUGAACAAAAGUGAAGCAGCUCUUUCUACAGCUCUAGGCCAAAAUUCGUCUCUGACCUCUGAGCUGGCUGAUGUCAAGAGCUUGUUGGCUAAGGCAGAGGACAGCCAUGCUGUUGCUAAGCGUCAGCUGGAGGCAGAGACGCUGAUGCGUGUAGACUUGGAAAACCGCUGUCAGUCACUGAGUGAAGACCUGGAGUUCAGGAAGAGCAUGUUUGAAGAGGAGGUGCGUGAGUCUCGACGUCGACAGGAGCAGCGGAUAGUUGAGGUGGACUCUGGAGUCAGGCAGGACUAUGAGUUUAAACUGGCGCAGGCUCUACAGGACCUCAGGAAAACACAUGAUGGACAAGUAUCUCUUUAUAAGGAAGAACUGGAGAAUACCUUCCAGGCUAAGCUGGAAAAUGCAAAGGUGUCCUCAGAGAUAAAUGACAAGGCAAUGAGCACGGCCAGGGAGGAGCUGCUGGAGUCCCGUACCAGAAUAGAGGGUCUUGGAUAUCAGCUGAGUGCUUUGCAGAAGCAGAUGGCUGCCUCCGAGGAUCGUAUCAGAGAGCUUGAGGAAAUUCUGUCAGCUGAAAGAGAAAAGCACCGUCGUUCUAUUGAAGGAAAAGAACAGGAAAUGAGUGAAUUGAGAGAGAGGAUGAACGCUCAGCUCAGUGAAUACCAGGAACUACUGGAUGUGAAGCUGGCCCUGGACAUGGAGAUCAAUGCAUACAGGAAACUGCUGGAGGGGGAGGAGCACAGACUGAAGUUGUCCCCCAGCCCAUCAGCUCGAGUCACUGUUUCCAGGGUAACAGGAUCUUCCAAGAGAAAGAGAGUGGAAGUGGAGGCCCAGGAUGUGUCAGAGGGGGGACGAGGAGAAGGACAACUGCUGGUAUCAGAAGAGGCCACAGCCAGUGGAGCAGUUACCAUCUCACCUACUGACAUGGAUGGAAAUGCAGUCACACUGACCAACGAUACUGAUCAGGACCAGCCUUUGGGCAACUGGAGGUUGAACAGACAGGUCGACAGCAGUGAUGAGAUCACCUACAAGUUCUCACCAAAGUUUGUCCUCAAGGCUGGACAGUCCGUCACGGUGUGGUCUGCCGAUGCUGGCAUGGCCCACAGUCCACCAUCUGACUUGUUGUGGAAGAGCCAGGCUUCCUGGGGCACAGGAAAUGAAAUGAUCACCACUUUAGUCAAUGCUGAUGGCGAGGAGGUGGCGAGUAGGAGUGUAACCAAAACUCAGGUGGAGGUAGAUGAUGGAGAAGAAGAGGAGGAAGUGGAUCAAACGGGCAAGGCGUCCUCCAGAGAAUGUGCCAUCAUGUAAAGCCUUGAAGUCGACGAUUGGUUUGACAGCUCCAUUAUAUUCUAUUCUCUAGAGCUACUCCGAUAUGAUCAUGUCCAUCGCAUCACCAUUUGGUGUUUAACUUUUAAAGACAGUAUAAGACUUUAAGGACUCUGUAAAGCUGCCUCUGAAAUACCUGGACCUGAUUCAAACAUCACAUCAUCUUUCUCUGUGAACACUGGAUACAAACAUCAACUGUGAGAAUGUCAGCAAAUUGUCCCGCCCAUUUUAAAGUACCACGCUUUCCAAGUCAUUGAUUAUUUGAUUGGCUUCAAUUCAUUCUUAGUUGAAAGCUUUUUUUGUUUCAUCCUUUUUGCAAAGUAGAACACGAUGUCUAAGGGUUUGCACAGAAGACCUAAAAGAACUUGAUUAUUGAGAUAAAUCAGGUUCACUGUGUUCACAACCAUCAGUGUUAAAUGAUGAAAUACAGAUUUUAACAAAAUAUGAAGUUUUUUACAAAUCCAUCACUCUGACUAAAAGGCAUAAAGGCAGGGUUGGUCAUUUUCGAAAUCUUCCAAGUAGCAUUCCCUCUACUCUGUCUAACCCUGCCUUUAAAUGUAAUAUUAAAUUAAAUGUAUUUGGUUACGCAGAUGGAUUUUUCCUGGCUGCACAUUUUUACCUCUGUAUUGUCCUUUUAUGGAUUAAAUCUUAAAAAUCUGCAAAUCAUAGGCUGCUUGAAAAGUUUAAGUUACUGAUUCUUUUGCUAUUGUGAAAACUGACUGCAAAUUCAGAGUGCAAAGUGAUAACUGAUUUGAUGACAAAUGUUAAACUUAAUAGCUAAGAAAACGCUCCGUACCUUUCAGGCUUUCAAGGUCAGUACUCAGACUUCUGUCAGAAUCCUGAGCACGUUACAUGCCAUGUGUUCCUUGAUAGAGCUGUCGUUCUCAGCCACGUUACACUCCUCUUUUUUAAGAAACACUACAGGUUUGUUUUGACUGACGACCUUUGAUUUCGGAUAUCUCUUAUAAGAAAUAUGUGGAGAUCAGUUGUCUUUGCUUCCUUUGUGUGGACUUGGGGAGGGGGUUCUUAGUGAGGGAAAAAGGCAGUUGCCACUCAGUCCUCCUGGAAGCCCAACCAUACAUUUUAAAAUUCAGAAUAAUGGAGCCAUUUUUUUAAGUUAGGGAAUGAAGUUGUGAAUCAGUCGCAGUGGUCAGUUGAUACUCGAUUCUUUUGAAUGAAGACCCUCAAGACGUUUCUCAAAUCUGAGGUUCUACAACAAAUCCAUAAAAAACAGUCUUAUCUUUUUCAGUGAAGGGGAGUUGUUACUUGUUCUAAAAGAUAAUCGUUUUCCUAAUUUUGUCUCAGCCCAGUGUACUCUUUGGAAGUAAGAUCCCGUUUCCACCUAGCGUGUUUUUUUUUCUGAGCAUCAGCAGUUUUUUUUCAGUUGUUUUCUUGAAGAAGAGAGCCGCCUGGAGAAAAAGCACAGCGCCCAGUGUCUGUUCUUCUGAGCGCUCUGCCUUAUUUGUGCGGCCGCUCUGAGUGCUCAAGUUGAAAAUCUUUAAACUUUUCAGAAAGGCGCUGUUGACGUCACUGGAGUUCUUUUCCAAAUGUUUGAUAUUCCCCGUAGUUUAACCUCCUCGCUCCGUGUCUAAUCGGGAAAUAAACGAUCUGAAAUAUAAAACAUGCAGUAAAAAGUAACGGAGCAGUGUCACUCAUACAGAGACCGUUGUUUACAGACUUGUCAUGGAGACAGGACGGACGUGCAACGCUUUUCUUCUCAGAACACAAACGCUUCAUGCAAACGCUUCAGAGUGCACAGCCGGCGCUUUUCUGACCAGAAAAAACACCAGGUGGAUACGGGGUCUUAGAGUUCGGCUUCAGGCCGCCAACACCUUCUAAACUAUACGUGGCUCCCGGUCUUGAUGUUGACUUUCUGUGAACCUUGACCUGGGCAGAAGUUGCACUGACUAUAGAGUUAGGAAACGCACAGAGGAGAGAACAAGAGACUGUGCUUUAAAAUAUGUCUAAAGUACACUGCAGAUGAGAGUUUCUGCUAACAUUGACAAACAGACAUGAUCCUGUUACAGCUGUCGUAAAGGACAGUUUCCACCAAGCGGUCCGGUUCUGUUCAGGACAGUUUGGUACCGUAAAUCCUGAUCUUGCUUGUGUUUCCAAAGUCAACCCUUAGACAUCACUAAUUCACAGCGGCGAGAUAUGGUGUAGACCGCCAAUAAAUUCAACAAAGAAGAAGGUGACAGUAAACAAAAAUCAAUAAUUGCUAGGAGGGUCUGCAUCUCCGAGGUCGUCCAUCGGAGAUAUUUAAACAUGGUGCGUUUUGUGUUUGUCCUUUAUUACGACCGCGCACAGGAAGUAAAGAUUCUUCCAAUCAACAGACUGCAGUGUUUCUAGCUCCAACCUUUAGGGUCGGGUUAGUACCCUAACAGAAGGGUACCAAAAAAAUCGACUUUUGACAGUGGAAAUGCCAAUAAAUGUGUACCGAACUGAACUGGACCACUUGGUGGAAACUGGGCUUUAGGAACAAGCUCAUACCGUAUUCUGUAUGAAAGCAGUUUUAAAAUUUUAUUUAAGUUAGCUUGCUCAUGUUAGCUCGAGUUAGCUAACUUCUUUCAUAUGUGUGAGUUCUGUUGUUACUGACACUGAGCAGAUUUCUCUGCUAGGUUAACGAGAGACAGACUUUCCCACAUUGACUCUUUCGCUUGUUUCACAAUGCGGAGCAGCGUCUCUGCUCCUAGAACAAUGAAUGGUCCCAUUAAAGGCUUCACUCAGAAUUUGUGUGGGUUUGAUUUUUUUAAUCCUCACUGGGUUGCUAAAACUUUAUGUGAUACGUAGCCUUCUGUUACAAAGUCUUCUGUGACUGGCUCUGUGGAAAAUGCGACAGUGCCACCAUUUUUUAAAGUCCACACAAUUCGAACAGUGAAAGCAACACUUGAUACUCGUGGACGAUGUUGUGAUAGAUUACAUUUUCUUUAUAUCGAGUGUUGCUCUCACAACUUGUCGGCCAUUUGGGAAACACAUUUUUCUUGUGCUUGUAUGCUGUGCUUUAAACUGAUAGUUGUUUUUCUAUAGAUUUGUGUCAAUGUAAUCAAUUUGUUGAAAUUAAAUCUUUCAUGUAUUAUUUACGAUUUCUAUGGUGAUUAAGGUUUGGUGUUAUUGACCUGAAAAUAAAAAUAAAACUUUUUCGGCCUUAAAUGUAUUUCAUCCUGUAGUGACCAAGUUUCAAACCUAAACUUCACUAAGUGCAGGAUAUUGAAACUUGUUUUCUGAGCUGAAUUUGGGAGGAUGGGGGGGGUAUCCAAUUAUAGACAAGGGUCUAACAUUUAUAAUUGCCAUAACCUUCAAUUUUUCAGGAUUUUCCUUUGAACUGAACCAGAAUUUUAUAACACCAAAGUUUUAACCACUGGGGUCGGGGUGGGGGGUUGUUUGUUUUAUUGUUAUGUUACUUUUGUACACAAUAAACGUUUUACAUAUA
This is a messenger RNA of Labrus bergylta (ballan wrasse), 5365 nucleotides long. RefSeq names its product lamin B2 (gene lmnb2). NCBI's taxonomy places the organism in Eukaryota, Metazoa, Chordata, Actinopteri, Labriformes, Labridae. The record is from RefSeq and is a predicted model, not a curated record. Gene Ontology annotation, biological process: nuclear pore localization; heterochromatin formation; nuclear envelope organization. Gene Ontology annotation, molecular function: structural constituent of cytoskeleton. Gene Ontology annotation, cellular component: nuclear lamina; nuclear envelope.